AUGGCCGUCGGUGCUGUAUUGCUAGGAUCGUGGGAAAACUGGCAGUUCUUCUCUGGCUUCUACUUCUCUUUUAUAACAAUGACAACAGUCGGCUUUGGUGACAUUGUGCCACUCAACCGAGAGUUCUAUCUACUUGACCUGUGCUAUAUUAUCAUUGGACUCGCCAUAACUUGGCAUACCAUAUAUUCGAACGAUUCCACUACUUUGGAGAGCACAAAGGAUGCUCGAUUCGCUCUAGUGAAUGUCGGCGGUAAAAUGGUCCAUGUACCGGAUUUGAUGCGAUAUGCGAGUGUUUUGCAGCAGAAAUACGGUCACAAGAAGCCACAUGACACCGUAAUUGUUAAAAGGAGCUUACGCACCCAAAGAUAUAAACAAAAUAGUGAAUUACAUACGUAUGAGGAUGUGACCUAG
This is a messenger RNA of Ostertagia ostertagi, 411 nucleotides long. The record is from the annotation of a GenBank genome assembly. NCBI's taxonomy places the organism in Eukaryota, Metazoa, Nematoda, Chromadorea, Rhabditida, Trichostrongylidae.